Messenger RNA from Brenthis ino (lesser marbled fritillary), 393 nucleotides. The record is from the annotation of a GenBank genome assembly. Lineage: Eukaryota; Metazoa; Arthropoda; Insecta; Lepidoptera; Nymphalidae.
AUGGAUAGCAAUGAUAAUAUUGAAACAGAAGCCACAACACUGGUUAAUAAGUUUGGAUUAAGGGAUAAAGUUAACUUCAUAGUAACUGAUAAUGCCGCAAAUAUAAUAAAAGCAGUUAAAGGCAUUUUAGGGUGGAAAAGUUUUGGGUGCUACGCACAUACUUUAAAUUUAAUCGUACAAGAUGCUCUUCGACUUGUCAAAAAUGAUAUUGACAAAGUAAAAAGGAUCGUAGCUCAUGUAAAAAAAGCACGCUUUCAUCAGAGAGAUUGUCAAAAUAGCAAGUGCAACAAGGCAACUGGCAAAGAACCAAAACGGCUUAGUCAAACUGUAGAUAUGAGGUGGAACUCAACAUAUUUUAUGUUAAAAAGAUUUGUUGAACUGGAAGAAGCUGUU